CCCCUUUCUCUACAAAUGGACUCGGACGAAGGCAAGCUGUUCAUAGGAGGACUGGCAUGGGACACCAACGAGGACAAGCUAGCCGACUACUUCAACCAGUACGGUGAUGUCACCCAGACCGUCAUCAUGCGUGACAAGGUCACCGGCCGUCCCAGAGGCUUUGGCUUCGUCGUCUUCUCCGACCCCUCUCUGCUCGACCGGGUCCUCAACGACAAGCACACCAUUGACGGCCGACUGGUUGAGGCAAAAAGGGCUUUAUCAAGAGAAGAACAGCAGACAUCCAAUAGAAGUGGAAACUUUAAUACCAGCAGGAGCUCUGGAGGGGGAGGAAAUUUUAAGACGAAGAAAAUAUUUGUUGGUGGAUUGCCUUCUACACUGACAGAAGAUGGAUUUCGUCAAUUCUUUGAAAAUUAUGGUACCGUGACAGAUGUAGUAAUAAUGUAUGACCAAAAUACUCAACGACCUCGUGGUUUUGGUUUCAUAACAUUUGACACUGAAGAUGCAGUUGAUAGAGUACUACAAAAGAACUACCAUGAGUUGAAUGGUAAACUUGUAGAGGUAAAGCGAGCGCUACCUAAAGAUGCAAAUCCUGGUGGUGGGGGCCGUGGUGGGGGAUAUCAAGGUUACAGUAAUUCUGGGACCAGUACAAAUGCAUUUGAUGGUCGGGUUGAUGGCAAUAGAUAUGUGCAGCUUCAAACUACAGCAGGCGGUUUCCCUCCAUAUUCUGGCUAUGGUGCACCAGGUUAUGGUUAUGGAGCAGCAAAUACAGGGGUUGGUUAUGGAGGUUAUGGAAGUGCCAAUACUGGUUUUGGUGGUCCUGCAGGAUCGUAUGGGAAUCCAAAUGCCCCCAACGUUGGCUAUGUUAGUGGGGUACCUGGUGCCUUGAAAAGUGCUUGGAGCAACCAAACUCCUGGGUAUGGUGCUACUGGCUAUGGGGCUGCAGCUCCUUGGAGUACCCCUGGUGGAAGUGGUGCUCCUGCUCCUAGGGGUCAAUCCCCAAGUGGGGUUUCUGGUUAUGGAAAUCAAGGUUAUGGCUAUGGAAAUUACGGCGGCAGUUACGCUUCUUAUCCUGGUGGGUAUGGGACCUCUGGCGGGCAUGGUGGAAGUACUCCAACAAGCAACUCUGGUGGUAGUGCUAGCGGUGGAGAGCAACAAGGGACUCGUGGUGGUUACAUGGGGAGUGGCUAUGGCGACACCAAUGGUAAUUCGGGGUACUCUAAUGCAUCUUGGAGAUCUGACCCUUCACAGGCCACCGGUGGUUAUGGUGGUUCUCAGUCCAGGCAGGCCUAGCAUCAGAGAUUCAAGAGAUUUUGAAAUUUCUUUCACAGGAAUCCCUCAUGCAUGCGAUCUAUUCCCUGGUCUGAGAGCUUAUGCACGAAAAGAGUUGAAGUGUCCUGAGACUGGUUGGAUUGCUUGAUUCUUGGUGGUAGUUGGCAGCACUAGUUCUGCUAGAAGUGCCAAUACAUUCUAGUAGUAGUAAAUUCUACUUGAAAUUUUCAGAAUUUAUUAUCUAGGUUGCUUAUAUUGUGCGCGCUUGAUAAUUUUGGAGUCUCCUCUUCCCAUUUCCACUCCAUCCUCACUCUCUCUUGCUAUCUUUCUCUCUCAUGGUUUCUAUUGAACUUACUAAUCACUGUCGGUAUUGAUGAUAGUUCUUCCCGGUGCUGCUUUAGUUUUAUUCAGUUGUGAUAUGCUAGGAAUUUGAUGUUGCUCUCUUGUUUUCCACUGUGGGUAAUGUUGAUGUGGUUUAUGUUUC
Messenger RNA from Pyrus x bretschneideri (Chinese white pear), 1753 nucleotides. Its product is annotated as heterogeneous nuclear ribonucleoprotein 1. The coding region runs from base 16 to 1290 and encodes 424 amino acids. Gene Ontology annotation, molecular function: RNA binding. The transcript has 2 exons. The record is from RefSeq and is a predicted model, not a curated record. Lineage: Eukaryota; Viridiplantae; Streptophyta; Magnoliopsida; Rosales; Rosaceae.